CAGUUGGUGAGUAGUUGUAAUUUGGAUGAUAAAUCGACAACUAAUCACAGUUAAAUAUUAUACAUCAACAAUCAUGGGCCGAGUUAUCCGUGCCCAAAGAAAGGGUCCAGGAAGUGUUUUCAAGGCUCACACAAAACAUAGGAAGGGAGCAGCGAAGUUGCGACCAGUAGACUUUGCAGAGAGACAUGGCUACAUUAAGGGAAUAAUCAAGGACAUAAUCCACGAUCCUGGCCGAGGAGCUCCGCUUGCGAAGGUGGUUUUCCGCGACCCGUAUCGCUACAAAUUGAAAACUGAAACGUUCGUCGCUGCCGAGGGCAUGUACACUGGCCAGUUUCUCUACUGUGGCAAAAAAGCCUCUCUACAGAUUGGCAACAUUUUGCCAGUUGGCAUGAUGCCUGAGGGAACGAUUGUUUGUAGUUUGGAAGAAAAGACUGGAGACCGUGGCAAGCUGGCCCGAGCAUCGGGCAACUACGCCACAGUGAUAUCGCACAACCCCGACACGAAGAGAACACGUGUCAAGCUGCCGUCUGGCAGCAAGAAGGCCAUGCCGUCAGCUAACAGAGCCAUGGUUGGUAUUGUUGCUGGAGGUGGGCGUAUCGACAAACCCAUCCUGAAGGCUGGACGAGCUUACCACAAGUACAAGGUGAAGAGAAACUGCUGGCCUAAAGUCCGUGGUGUGGCCAUGAACCCUGUUGAGCAUCCCCAUGGUGGUGGUAACCAUCAACAUAUUGGUAAAGCUUCCACAGUCCGAAGAGACACGCCCGCUGGUAGAAAGGUUGGUCUGAUUGCUGCAAGACGUACAGGAAGAUUGAGAGGAACAAAGCAGCUUGCCGCUGGAAAAUCUGAAAAAGAAUAAAUUAAUGUGCAGAAACAAAAAUUAAAACAGUGGACAGUU
Messenger RNA from Gigantopelta aegis, 895 nucleotides. Its product is annotated as 60S ribosomal protein L8. The coding region runs from base 26 to 856 and encodes 276 amino acids. Gene Ontology annotation, molecular function: RNA binding; structural constituent of ribosome. The transcript is spliced from 7 exons. NCBI's taxonomy places the organism in Eukaryota, Metazoa, Mollusca, Gastropoda, Neomphalida, Peltospiridae. Gene Ontology annotation, cellular component: cytosolic large ribosomal subunit; ribosome. The record is from RefSeq and is a predicted model, not a curated record. Gene Ontology annotation, biological process: cytoplasmic translation.